Messenger RNA from Spinacia oleracea (spinach), 1677 nucleotides. Its product is annotated as serine/threonine-protein kinase SRK2I. The transcript has 9 exons. Gene Ontology annotation, biological process: protein phosphorylation. Lineage: Eukaryota; Viridiplantae; Streptophyta; Magnoliopsida; Caryophyllales; Amaranthaceae. Gene Ontology annotation, molecular function: ATP binding; protein serine/threonine kinase activity. Gene Ontology annotation, cellular component: nucleus. Bases 301 to 1392 code for a protein of 363 amino acids. The record is from RefSeq and is a predicted model, not a curated record.
UUUGUCCUUUUCCUUUUUACCUUCAACAAAAAUCCUCCCCUUUCUCCUUUCUCUCUGCUCAUACAUCACUCUCUUCUCUUACCUAUAUCUCUCUCUCCUUUUUCCCACUCAUCGGAAACUUUGACCGAUUAAUCGGAGUUUGAUCGACGAUCCAGGGUUUCGAAUUAGCUCUACCGUAAUCGAAAAUACGUCACCGUUUUUGGUUUUCUGCUGUAAAUGUCAUCGGAUGAUCGGAAGAUCUCACGGUGUUAGAUUGAAGAAGAAGUUGUGACCUUCGAUUGAGGCGGUAUUGGAAUCAAAAUGGACGGCAUUAGUCGAUCUCAGGCGUCGGUAAACCCUGCCAUGGAUAUGCCGAUUAUGCACGAUAGUGACCGGUAUGAUUUUGUCCGAGAUAUUGGUUCUGGAAACUUCGGCGUUGCUCGUUUGAUGAGGGAUAAGCAUACUAAAGAGCUUGUUGCUGUCAAGUAUAUCGAACGAGGCGAUAAGAUAGAUGAGAAUGUUCAAAGAGAGAUCAUCAACCACAGGUCACUGAGGCACCCAAAUAUUGUUAGAUUUAAAGAGGUCAUUUUAACACCUACUCAUCUGGCAAUUGUGAUGGAGUAUGCAUCUGGAGGAGAGCUCUUUGAGAGAAUAUGUAAUGCGGGCCGGUUUAGUGAGGACGAGGCUCGCUUCUUUUUCCAACAACUUAUUUCGGGAGUUAGCUAUUGUCAUGCAAUGCAAGUGUGUCAUCGAGACCUAAAGUUGGAGAACACUUUAUUGGAUGGAAGUCCUGCUCCUCGACUGAAGAUAUGCGAUUUCGGAUACUCGAAGUCUUCUGUGUAUCAUUCACAGCCCAAAUCCACGGUGGGGACCCCUGCUUACAUUGCUCCUGAAGUCUUACUGAGGAAAGAAUAUGAUGGAAAGAUAGCAGAUGUGUGGUCAUGUGGGGUGACUUUGUAUGUAAUGUUGGUGGGUAGAUAUCCUUUCGAGGAUCCUGAGGAACCAAAGGACUUCAGGAAGAUGAUUCAAAGAAUAUUGAGUGUUCAGUAUGCAAUUCCUGACGGUAUAUUUAUAUCACCAGAGUGCCGCCACCUUAUCUCCAGGAUCUUUGUUCAAGAACCUGAGUCGAGGAUCACAAUUCCUGAGAUCAAGAGACAUGAUUGGUUUAUCAAAAACUUACCCACUGAUCUUACGGAUGAGAACUCAGUGAGCAACCAAUUUCAAGAACUGGAGCAACCCAUGCAAAGCAUUGAUGCAAUCAUGCAAAUCAUCUCAGAGGCCACUAUCCCUGCUGCUGGAUCAUCAGCGCUCAAUUUUCUCUCAGACACACUCGAUAUGGAUGAAGAUAUUGAUGACUUUUCAGAUUCUGAGAUUGAUAUUGAUAGUAGUGGAGAGAUAGUUUAUGCAAUGUGAUUGUCCAAGUGUUAGGUUCCUGUUUGAUGGAGGUUCUAGCAUUAUUCUCAUUACUACUCUAAAGCUAUUAUUUUGCUUUUCAAUCAUGAUUGAAAUGUUUCAGCUCCUCUCUUCUGUUGUUGUAGUUGAUACAUGUAGCCAUAGAGAGGGUAGUAGAGGGUGAGGUACUGCUGGGGUUAAUAGGCGAUUAUGGCAUUGUGCCCUCCAACUUAGUGUUGAUUUCCUCUGUUCUUUCAGGUUUGUAAUAUAUGUUUUUUAUAUCGAAAUGGUUGAAGCUUCUUGUUC